Molecule: messenger RNA, 5490 nt
Organism: Periconia digitata
Lineage: Eukaryota; Fungi; Ascomycota; Dothideomycetes; Pleosporales; Periconiaceae
Source: the annotation of a GenBank genome assembly
CUCCAGAAAAUUUCGGGUUGCGACUAGAGACACCACCACACCCGUUCACAAUGGGCCCGAUAAAACGAAAAGCCGAGCAAGGCAGCUCGACUAAAAAAGAGAAAGGAACCGCGACCGAUCGCUCUGCAAAACGCCAACGAAAGUCUGAUGCUACCGCCGAGAAUGCACCUGCACCGUCCCAAGUGAAGCCGGAGAGCUCGAGCCAGAAGAGUGUUUUCAAGGACGAAGAAAAAUCUUUCCCUCGAGGUGGCGCCAGCGUUCUUACUCCCUUGGAACAUAAACAAAUCCAAAUCAAAGCCAACCAGGAUGUUCUGUUCGAGCAGGCGGGGCUUAAACGCAGCGGCGACGAUGAUCUGAGUGACCAAGGCUCCGACAAUGGGGGAGACGAUGCGCCGAAAACUUCCAAGAAGCGCAAAUCGAAGAAGAACAAAUCCGCGCAGGACGACGCUGUUAAAGAACACAAGAUCAAGGCAGACGGCUUGAGCUUGAAGAACCUUGCUAUAGGCACCCUUGUUCUCGGCCAGGUCGUUGAAGUCACCCCGCAAGACGUUGUGCUCGCUCUACCCAACAAUCUCCUUGGGUAUGCGCCCAUUACCGCCAUCUCGGACAAACUGAACGAGCGCAUCGAGAAGCUGCUCAAAGAGGAGGAGGGCGAGGAGAAUGAAGAGGAUCCAGACUUCGAGGAUGUUGCUUUAACAGACAUGUUCACGGUUGGCCAGUACCUCCGGGCUUGUGUCACGUCAACUUCUGAUGAUUCUGGCUCCCGUGCUGCGACCAAAUCAAAGCGGAGGAUAGAAUUGUCCCUACACCCAAAUAUGGUCAAUCGAGGAAUUUCUAAAUCCAACUUGGUCGCAAAUACCAUGAUCCAAGCCUCAGUGAUCAGCAACGAGGACCAUGGCUUGGUCAUGGAUUUGGGAGUUGACGAGCCAGAGUUGAAGGGCUUUCUCGGCAAGAAAGAUUUGGCUUCCACUGUCGACCAUUCCAAAGUUCAGGAAGGUGCUGUAUUCAUGUGUCAGGUCUCUGGGCUAGGUGCAGACGGGAGAGUGGUCAAACUGUGCGCAGAUCCCCUGAAAGUCGGAAACCUCAAGAAGGGCAACAUGCUUACUGAAGCGCCUACGAUCGAUGUGUUCCUUCCCGGCACGGCCGUCGACCUGCUCAUUACCGACCUUUCGCCCAGCACAAUCACCGGAAAGCUCCUUGGUUUGGUCGAUGCUACUGCCGAUGUCAUCCACUCGGGUGCCGCGGAGAAGGCGACAGAUCUCACCGAGAAGUAUCAAGCCGGAAACAAGAUCAAAGCAAGAAUCAUAUUCACCUACGAGGAUUCGGAUACCAAGCGAUUCGGUAUGUCUGUCUUGGAUCAUGUACUGUCCUUAUCCAAUAAGAUGUCCGGUAAACCCAAGGACAGGAAACUUCCGCUGGAUGUGGCUCCCAUAUCAUCCCUUAUCCAAGAAGCCAAGGUCAUCAAAGUUGAGCCAGUCUUGGGCGCAUUCUUUGAGAUGGGAAUUCGUGACGUGGUCGGCUUUGCGCACGUUUCUAAGCUUGCUGAUGAUCGAGUCGAUACCCCUUCGGAGCUUUCUGGCCCAUUCCAAUUAGCCUCGAAACACAAAGCUCGUGUCAUUGGGUAUAAUACGUUGGAUGGCAUGUUCCAGCUCUCUUUGCAGCAGAAGGUGCUGGACCAACCAUUUCUGCGCAUCGAGGAUAUCAAGCUCGGAUCAAUCGUCAAAGGCAAAGUCAGCAAGCUUAUAGCAGAUAAGAGCGGAUCAACUGCUGUUAUUGUUCAACUUGCGGACGGAAUCAGCGGCUUUGUGAACGAGACCCAUCUCGCAGACGUCCGACUGCAGCACCCGGAACGAAAAUUCAGAGAGGGAGCCUCCGUAAACGCCCGUGUCUUGUCAACCAACACCGAGAAACACCAAGUCAUUCUCACGCUCAAAAAAUCGCUUGUCAACUCUGAUGUAGAGCCUUGGCACGACAUGUCCAAGCUUUCGCAAGGUGCAUCUAGCCCGGGUACGCUUGUAGAUGUAAAGCCUUCCGGUGCAUUAGUUCAAUUUUACGGCAACUUGAAAGCUUGGUUACCAGCAGCAGAGAUGAGCGAGGCCUUCAUUGCCGAUGCAACGCGUCAUUUUACAAAGGGUCAAACAGUCACCGUCCGCAUCAUAUCUUUGAAUCAGGAAGAGGAUCGUAUGGUGGUUUCGUGCAAAGACCCCACGGCUGUCGAUGCUGGCAAGGAAGCUCAUUUCCAGUCCCUCAAUCUAGGAGACGUUGUGAAGGGCUCAGUGGUGGAGAAGGGGGAAGAAAGUGCUACUGUAGAUCUGGGCCAUGGCGUGAAGGGUAUACUUCGGAUUGGCCAGUUGACCGAUGGAUCUGAGAAGAAAGACCGAUCCACUUUCGCCCGUAUACGUGUCGGUGGCACGUUGGAUGAUCUGGUCGUUCUCUACAAACAUGCAAAGUCCCGUACUGUCGUUCUUACGAACAAACCUAGUCUUCGGAAAGAUGCACAAGCAGGACUUCUGAUCAAACAAUUCGAAGACGUCAAACCCGGCAACACGGUUCACGGAUUCGUCCGAGCGAUCAUGCCUGACAAGAUUUUCAUCGAAUUCGGUGGCAACGUAAGCGCUGCUCUUUUCAAGUCGCAACUCACCGACGAAAUGCUUGCGGCUCUCAACUUUGGUCUACGCAAAGAUCAGUCACUCACAGCACGAGUAACACACGUUGAUUCUGGCAAGAGGCUUUUUUGGCUCUCUAUGAGGGACGAUGAGGUAGUCAAGGAAGAGAAGAAGGCAAAGUCUACGGCGGCGGCGGAAGAUCUGGUCAACCCGAUCGAUGACAAGAUCAACAGCACUGCUGACCUAGAGUUCGGUACCACUUUGUCUGUUCGAGUACGAUCCGCCAAAAGCACGCAAGUGAACGUACGCAUCUCGGACAAUGUUGGGGGUCGAAUUCACGUUGCCGAAUUAUUCGACAGCUGGGACGACAUCAAAGACAAGAAAGAUCCCACUGGUCAAUUCAAUACUGGCGACAUUCUCCAGGUGAAGGUUAUUGGCGUGCAUGAUGCGAGAAACUUCCGAUUCCUUCCUAUCAGCCAUCGACAGGGUAAAAACCAGCUCUACGAGCUUACCAAGAAGACUGGUACCACAAGCGAAGCCGAUUUGUUGACCACGGAAAAAAUCAAAGAGGGGGAUUCCUUCGUCGCCUACAUCAAUAACAUCGCGGAACGAUACGUUUGGGUCAACGUCUCUUCCAAUGUUCGGGGCCGCAUUGACUUCCUCGACCUCACCGACGAUCUCUCUCUGCUUGGCAAUGUUUCGGAAAACUUCCCCGAAGGCUCUGCACUGAAAGUACGUGUCAAGGCAGUCGACCCAGCCACCGGUCGACUCAGCUUCACUGCAGCAACCAACCCUUCAGCCCAGUCCCUUACCAUUAAAGAUCUAAGGGAAGGUUUGGUCUUGCCAGCCCGUGUAACGAAGCUCCACGAUUCGCACAUUGUUGUCCAGAUUAACGAGCAUAUUGCUGGCCCCAUAUACUUCGAGCAGCUAGCCGAUGACUAUGAGAAAGCGAUACCUUCUGACUUUAAGGUUGGGGAAAUCAUUCGUGUUUGCGUCGUUCACAUCGACGCCCCUAACAAAAAGGUCACGCUGUCAGCUCGUCCUUCUCGUACACUCAGUUCGUCCCUGCCGGUCAAAGAUCCCGAAAUCAAAGGAAAAGCAGAUCUGAAGGUCGGCCAAGUCGUUCGAGGAUUCGUCAAGAGUAUCUCUGACAAUGCCGUCUAUGUUCGUCUAGGGACCCAGAUCGAUGCAAUGGUUCGCGUGGCUCAUUUGUCCGAUGACUAUCUGAAAGAUUGGAAGGACUCAUUUGAGGUGGACCAACUGGUGACCGGAAAGAUCAUUUCAAACGACAAGGACCAGAAGAACCCUCAAAUGAGUUUCAAGAAAUCGGUUAUUAAAGGCGAUUACGUCAAGCCUAUUACCUUCAAAGACGUCAAGGCAGGAGAAGUCAUUACUGCCAAGGUACGCCAUGUAGAAGAUUACGGGGUGUUCCUCGUGAUAGACAACUCGGAGAACGUUAGCGGCAUUUGCCACAUAUCGCAAUUGGCAGACAAGCCAGUCUCCCCGGAGAAGAUCAAGGAACUAUACAAAAAGGGAGACGCCGUCAAGGCUAAAAUUAUCCGCGUUGAUGUAGGAAAGAGGAAGAUCAGUUUUAGCAUGAAGUACUCGGAUGUGUCGGGCGAUGCUGUUGAUGAAGAUGAAGAGAUGGUGGACCUCUCAGAUGAUUCUGCGGAUGACUCCGACGAUUCAAGCGAAGGUGGAAUUGACGUUGAAAUGGACGAAGAUGAGGACGAGGAUAUGCGAAGUGUGAAGAGCGUUGAUGACGAUAGCGAUUCCAUUGACGAGGAUGAAGAGAAUGCCGACUCCGAUUCUGACGAGCCUUCAGCGAAAGGCCUAACCACAUCUGGUUUUGACUGGACCGGUGCUGACUUGCAAUUUGAUGGCCACAAAGCUGCUGCGGAGGAAGACUCUGAGGAUAAUGCCGGCAAAAAGAAGAAGAAAAGCAAGAGGGCCACCAUCAAAGAGGAUCGUACUGGGGAUCUCGACGCAUAUGGCCCGCAGUCUGUUGCUGAUUAUGAACGACUUCUACUUGGACAACCCAACAGUGCCGAGCUUUGGGUCCGUUACAUGGUGUUCCAGCGCGAGUUGAACGAGAUCGAGAAGGCCCGACAGAUUGCUAGGCGCGCUCUAGCCACCAUGAACCCACGCGAAGAAAAGGAGAGAUUGGAUGUGUGGACUGCGCUGCUACAUCUUGAGAACGAUUUCGGUGGCGAUGAUGUUGUUGAUGAGACCUUCAAGGAGGCCUGCCAGAACAAUGAUGCCCGCGAAAUGCAUGAGCGCAUGAUCAAGAUUUACAUCUCAUCGGACAAGCUUGAUAAAGCAGACACACUCUAUCAAGCCAUGACAAAGAACAAGUCGUUCACCCCGGACCCUGCGCUUUGGCUAUCAUACGCUAGCUUCCUGAUGGGCACUCUCAGCCCUCCUUCACCAUCACGAGCCCGCGCGCUCCUGUCUCGAGCCACGCAAUCAGUACCCUCGCAGCAGCAUCAACAUCUUACGCAGAAAUUCGCGUCUCUGGAGUUCAAGUCUCCCAACGGAGAUGCUGAGCGUGGACGUACCAUUUUCGAAGGCCUAGUAAGCACAUGGCCUAAGAAGUGGGAUCUCUGGGAUGUAUAUCUAGCGCUGGAAAUGAGUCACGGCAGUGAGGAGAACGUGAGAGCAUUGCUCGAACGGAUGGUGAAGGCGAAGGGGUUGAAGAAGAGAAGAGCGGAUACUGUCUUCAAGAAAUGGCGAGAGUGGGAGGAGAAGAUUGGGAGCAAAGAGGGCGUGAAGAAAGCGCGUGCGGCGGAGAUCGAGUGGAAUGAGAAGAGAGAAGAAGAGUAGUUUGUGAAGCUUGUGUAUAGUGUAGCAUUGCACUGGCGUUUAAUGGUCACCCUAAAAGUGU